Molecule: messenger RNA, 1191 nt
Organism: Callorhinus ursinus (northern fur seal)
Lineage: Eukaryota; Metazoa; Chordata; Mammalia; Carnivora; Otariidae
Gene: PIP5KL1
Product: phosphatidylinositol-4-phosphate 5-kinase like 1
Biological process (GO): phosphatidylinositol phosphate biosynthetic process
Cellular component (GO): plasma membrane
Molecular function (GO): 1-phosphatidylinositol-4-phosphate 5-kinase activity
Source: RefSeq, a predicted model, not a curated record
AUGGCCGCACCGAGCCCGGGACCCCGCGAGGUCCUGGCCCCCUCCCCAGAGGCUGGAUGCAGAGCAGCCACCUCGACCUCCGGCCGCCGUGGCCUCCUCUGGCGUCUUCGAGACAAGCAGACUCGCCUUGGCCUGUUUGAGAUUGGCCCGGGGCAUGAGCUGCACCAGCUGACAUGCAUGAUGCAGACAGGGCUGUGGGCUGCCACCCAGGUCUCCAUGGACCACCCACCCACAGGACCGCCCACUGAGGAGGAUUUCUCCGAGGUCCUGACCCAGGUUCACGAGGGCUUCGAGCUGGGCACCCUGGCUGGCCCAGCCUUCGCCUGGCUGCGCCAAUCCCUAGGCCUGGCCGAGGAGGACUAUCAGGCGGCGCUUGGCCCAGGUGGCCCCUACCUGCAGUUCCUCAGCACCUCCAAGAGCAAGGCCAGCUUCUUCCUGUCCCACGACCAACGCUUCUUCCUGAAGACCCAGCGGCGUCGGGAGGUGCGGGCCCUGCUCGCCCACCUGCCCCGCUACGUGCAGCAUCUGCAGCGGCACCCGCACUCGCUACUUGCGCGGUUGCUGGGAGUGCACAGUCUGCGGGUGGCUCGGGGAAAGAAGGAAUUCUUCAUCAUCAUGCUGAGCGUCUUCUAUCCCUCGGGCCGCAUCUCUGAGAGGUAUGACAUAAAGGGCUGUGAGGUGAGCCGAUGGGUGGAGCCAGCCCCUGAGGGUAGCCCCCUUGUCCUGGUGCUGAAGGAUCUCAACUUUCAAGGCAAGACCAUCGACCUGGGGCCCCAGCGGAGCUGGCUCCUCCACCAGAUGGAACUGGACACCGCCUUCCUCCGGGAACUCAACGUGCUCGAUUACAGCCUCCUGAUGGCCUUCCAGCGUCUCCAUGAGGAUGAGAGGGGCCCGGGCAGCAGUCUCAUCUUCCGCACGGUCAGGUCUGUGCGAGGGGUACAGAGCCCGGAGGAGCCGGGAUCCCAGAACCGCCGGCUGCUGCCCGAUUCCCCCAACGCCUUACACAUCCUGGACGGGCCGGAGCAACGCUAUUUCCUGGGCCUCGUGGAUCUCGCCACGGUGUACGGGCUCCGCAAGCGGCUGGAGCACCUAUGGAAGACGCUGCGCUACCCGGGCCGGACCUUCUCCACCGUCAGCCCCGCUCGCUACGCCCGUCGCCUCUGCCAGUGGGUGGAGGCACACACCCAGUGA